Nicotiana tabacum (common tobacco) is the source of this 1600-nucleotide messenger RNA. RefSeq names its product type IV inositol polyphosphate 5-phosphatase 9-like. Lineage: Eukaryota; Viridiplantae; Streptophyta; Magnoliopsida; Solanales; Solanaceae. Gene Ontology annotation, biological process: phosphatidylinositol dephosphorylation. The record is from RefSeq and is a predicted model, not a curated record. Gene Ontology annotation, molecular function: phosphatidylinositol-3,4,5-trisphosphate 5-phosphatase activity; inositol-polyphosphate 5-phosphatase activity; phosphatidylinositol-4,5-bisphosphate 5-phosphatase activity.
UCUGUCUCUGCCCACUCCUCCGAGGUCAUGUGGCUUACUUUAGCAGCUAACAAGAUCCUAGAGGACAGAGUCAACGAUCAAGAUUCACCAGCUGAUGCUGAAUCUUCAGUUGAAAUUCAAAAUUUCACGUAUACAUUUCUCUUUUAUUUUUAUCUAUAACAUUUACAAAUUCUUCUAUACACUUCCAUUUUAUCUUAUACAGCUUCCUGUCCCUUUUGUUUUCCUUUCGAAAAGAUUAUUUGUUAGCUCAUGGAAUGUUGGAGGCAUUACACCACCUUCCGACUUAAACUUUGAAGACUUGCUCGACACUCGAAACGAGUUGGCUGACAUCUAUGUUCUCGGGUUUCAAGAAAUCGUACCUCUGAACGCUGGAAAUAUUAUGGUGACAGAGAAUACAAGCAUAUCCAUGCAAUGGAAUUCUCUAAUUAGAGCAGCUCUCAACAAGACUGCUAUUAGUCAUCAGAAGGCAGAGGCGGGAGAAAAUCAAAAGGUUUACCCACUAAAAAGAGAGGGUUCCUUCACUACUUCAGCAACUAAUAAUUCACCACAUGAUUUUGAAUGCAUAAUCAGCAAACAAAUGGUAGGAAUUUUUAUUACCAUAUGGGCAAGGAUUCCCCUACUUCCCUAUAUCAGACACACAAGUGUCUCCUCUGUAGGCUGUGGUAUCUUCGGCUGUCUUGGCAACAAGGGUUCAGUUUCGGUUAGAUUUUGCUUGCAAGAAACAAGCUUCUGCUUUGUGUGUUGUCAUUUGGCUUCUGGUGGAAAAGAAGGAGACAAGAGAGAGCGAAAUGCAAAUGCCUCCCAAAUACUAUCACGCACAAGAUUUCCUUCCGAUCCAUUUCACUGUUUGCCCAGCAAAAUUUUACAACACGACAGGGUAAUUUGGCUUGGCGACCUGAAUUACAGGAUUUACUUACCUGAACCCACAGCUAGAUCUUUAGUCAAUGACCGGCAAUGGAGCACAUUAUUACAAAACGAUCAGCUUAAGGCUGAACUAAGAGAAGGCUGUACCUUUGAGGGAUGGAAUGAGGAAGAAAUCGAGUUUCCGCCGACAUAUAAAUAUAACUUAGAUUCUGAUGAUUAUUAUGGCUGCAAUGAUCAGAAAGGAAAAAGGGGAAAGAGCCGAACCCCAGCUUGGUGUGAUAGGAUAAUAUGGUUUGGGAAAGGACUGAAGCAAAGGCAGUAUAAUAGAAGUGAGUGUAAACUGUCGGACCACAGACCAGUAAGAGCAAUUUUCACAGCAGAGGUCAAGGUUCAACGUCAAUCUACAGAGGCUUCAGAAAAAUUUGCCAAAAUAUUUGAUAACUUGUGAAAAUUUUCAAAUCAUGGCAAUUGUGAUUGAUCAUGGUUAAAGCUUGAAGAGUUUUCAAACACAAACAAUAGGCUAAUUUUCUGGUGCUGAAAAACGAGCUAAAUUUUGGAACACCAACAUAACUUUUGUGUGCACAGCAACGAAAUGAUCGAAUUUUUUGGGCAAACUUCUUCUUUUUCUUUUCAAGUUUUUAUGUAAUGAAAAAAGGCACAGUUAGACGGGGAGGGAUGGCCCAUGUUGUAAAAGUACAUACUAAGAAAAACACUUUUAACUUUUUAAUAAUGAGAA